CGCACGGAGGCGGCGGCCGGACCGAGCCCUAACACCACCAAUCGGGGCUCCGACGGCCACCCAGUCCGGACGAGGUGCAGAACUAGGGGAAGGCGGCCGCGCCGGGCAUCGGGCAAUGGCGCUCGACUUCCUGGCUGGAUGCGCCGGGGGUGUAGCUGGCGUUCUGGUGGGACACCCGUUUGACACGGUCAAGGUGCGGCUUCAGGUACAGAACGUGGAGAAACUCCAGUAUCGAGGAACUCUGCACUGCUUCCAGUCCAUAAUCCGUCAGGAGAGUGUGCUGGGCCUGUACAAGGGCCUGGGCUCCCCGCUCAUGGGCCUCACCUUCAUCAACGCUCUGGUGUUCGGCGUUCAGGGUAAUACGCUUCGCGCCCUGGGCCGUGACACGCCGCUGAACCAGUUCCUGGCAGGCGCUGCGGCGGGCGCCAUCCAGUGUGUCAUCUGCUGCCCGAUGGAGCUGGCCAAGACGCGGCUACAGCUGCAGGAUGCGGGCCCGGCGCGUACCUACAAGGGCUCCCUGGACUGCCUGGUGCAGAUCUAUCGGCAUGAGGGCCUGCGUGGCGUCAACCGUGGCAUGGUGUCCACGCUGCUGCGCGAGACCCCCAGCUUCGGCGUCUACUUCCUCACCUACGACGUAAUGACGCGCGCGCUGGGCUGCGAGCCAGGGGACCGUCUGCUGGUGCCCAAGCUGCUGCUGGCAGGCGGCACAUCGGGCAUCCUGUCCUGGCUCUCCACCUACCCCAUGGACGUGGUCAAGUCACGGCUACAGGCCGACGGGCUGCGGGGCGACCCACGCUACUGCGGCAUCCUCGACUGCAUGCGCCAGAGCUACCAGGCCGAGGGCUGGCGCGUCUUUACGCGUGGGCUGACAUCCACGCUGCUGCGCGCCUUCCCCGUCAACGCUGCCACCUUCGCCACCGUCACUGUGGUGCUCACGUAUGCGCGCGGCGAGGAGGCCAGGCCCGAUGGCGAGGCUGUGCCUGGGGCCACCCCAACGGGACCCGCCCUGGCCCAACCCUCCAGCCUGUGAC
Molecule: messenger RNA, 1031 nt
Organism: Chrysochloris asiatica (Cape golden mole)
Lineage: Eukaryota; Metazoa; Chordata; Mammalia; Afrosoricida; Chrysochloridae
Gene: SLC25A29
Product: solute carrier family 25 (mitochondrial carnitine/acylcarnitine carrier), member 29
Exons: 4
Coding region: 116-1030 (304 amino acids)
Biological process (GO): mitochondrial L-ornithine transmembrane transport
Cellular component (GO): mitochondrion
Molecular function (GO): high-affinity L-arginine transmembrane transporter activity
Source: RefSeq, a predicted model, not a curated record